UGUGACUGCUUUGCUACUGCUAGCUUUAUAAUUUAGCUUAGUAUGGGUAGAGAUUUUCAAGCCUUGUAAUAACGUCUCGCACGUAAUGGCUGGGAGAAAUCCCUUCUCCGAGUUCGUUUAAUAUGCUCCCCGUUGUAGGGAUAAGGGUAGCACCGGACCAGUCUCAAAAUGACAACGGGCUUCAGCUCCGGUUCUUCUCGGUUCGCAGAUUAUUUUGUGAUCUGCGGACUCGACACCGACAGCGGGCUGGAACCCGACGAACUGUCCGCUUUAUGCCAGUAUAUAGAAGCUACUAAAUUCAGAGAUGGGGCCAGAGGAAAAUUGGCACAGGCAAACGAAGGUGAAAAUUUUGAGCAGAGUCCACUGCGGAGAACCUUUAAGUCCAAAGUUCUAGCACAUUAUCCGGACAAUGUGGAGUGGAGCCCAUUUGACCAGGAUGCAGUUGGCAUGCUCUGUAUGCCAAAGGGCUUGUCCUUCAGGACACAGAUUGACUCGAGGGAGCCGCAGUUUCACUCCUUCAUCAUCACCAGAGAGGAUGGCUCUCGGACGUACGGCUUCGCCCUCACGUUCUUCGAAGAGGUGACGAGCAAGCAGAUCUGCAGCGCCAUGCAGACCCUUUACCACAUGCACAACGCGGAGCAGUAUGACAUCUUGCACACCCCCACCACGCCGAAAGGACCCGAGGACCAGCGAGUCCCCCAGCCACAUCAUGUCCUCCGCGCUGCCCCCGCCAUCUCCCGGCUACAGCGUUUCAAUUCCUACGACAUCAGCCGCGACACGCUGUACGUGUCCAAGUGUAUCUGUCUGAUAACGCCCAUGGCUUUCGCUCAGGCCUGCAGGAAGGUACUGCAACAGCUUCACCAGGCUGUCACCUCGCCCCAGCCCCCUCCCCUACCACUAGAGAGCUACAUCUUCAACAUCCUCUACGAGGUACCCCUGCCACCUCCAGGGCGCUCCCUCAAGUUCUCGGGCGUCUACGGGCCCAUCGUGUGCCAGAGGCCGAGCACCUCCGAGCUGCCGCUCUUUGACUUUCCCAUCGGUGAAAUGUUCAACCUGCUGGGAGUGGAGAACGUUCUUCAGCUGUUCACGUGCGCUCUGCUGGAGAUGCAGAUACUGCUCUUCUCUCAGCAUUACCAAAGGCUGAUGACGGUGGCGGAGAGCAUCACAGCCUUAAUGUUCCCCUUCCAGUGGCAGCAUGUGUAUGUUCCCAUCCUGCCCGCUUCGCUCCUCCACUUCCUGGACGCUCCUGUGCCGUAUCUCAUGGGGCUCCAUUCUAAUGGACAGGAUGACCGGACCAAGCUGGAGCUGCCGCAGGAGGCGAACUUGUGUUUCGUGGACAUUGAUAAUCACUUCAUUGAACUGCCAGAGGAACUGCCUCAGUUCCCCAACAAAUUGGAGUUCAUCCAGGAGAUCUCAGAGGUGCUCAUGUCCUUCAACGUGUCUCCAGAGGGGAACAUCCUCUCCAGAGACAGCCAAGCCGCGUACCGGAGCUUUCGAUCCGUCGACGUGGUCUCUGACACGCGCAACGGCAACCUGGCCUCGCCUCUUAACUCCUACUUGCUGAGAGAGAAUGAAACCAUCGCCAGGUUGCAGGCUCUGGUCAAGAGGACAGGUGUCAGCCUGGAGAAGCUGGAGGUGAAAGAGGACGCCAGUUGCAUCAAGGACAUGCGGUUUCACUGUGACGAAGAGGAACUAAAGAUGCAUCAACUCAACAUUCAAGUGCGCGAGGUCUUCGCCAACAGGUUCACCCAAAUGUUCGCAGACUACGAAGUGUUCGUCAUCCAGCAGGGCCACGAUAAAGAGUCCUGGUUCACCAAUCGAGACCAGAUGCAAAACUUUGACAAGGCUUCUUUCCUGUCUGACCAACCAGAGCCCUACCUGCCCUUCCUGUCACGCUUUUUGGAGACCCAAAUGUUCGCCUCCUUCAUCGACAGCAAGAUUCUCUGCCACGACGAUGAGGAGAAGGAGCACACCCUGAGGGUGUUCGACACACGUGUGGAUAAGAUCCGCAUGCUGAACGUCCGGACCCCCACCCUGCGCACCUCUAUGUACCAAAAAUGUACCAACAUUGAAGAUUCAGAAACUAAGGUUAAAAAUGGAUAUAAAAAAGCAACUAUUGCCUCUCCUGGACCGCAUGACAAUGAACUAGAGAGUGACGAGACCGACCUGCAGAAAGCCAUUGAGAUGCGAGUGGCAAAGAUUGACCACACCGCCCUGCACCCCCACCUGCUGGACAUGAAGAUCGGACAGGGCCGCUACGAGCAGGGCUUCUUCCCCCGGCUGCAGUCGGACGUGCUCUCCACCGGGCCCAGCAGCAACAAGUCCACCGCUGUGUGCCACAGAUGGGCCAAGAGGAGCGCUCCUGCCCAGUGGAGGAGGAGGGACCGACAAAAGCAACACGCCGAGCACCUCUACUUGGACAACGACCAGAGAGAGAAAUAUAUCCAGGAAGCCAGAAACUUGGGAACCACCAUCAGACAGCCUAAACUGUCCAACCUGUCCCCCUCUGUGAUCGCUCAAACUAAUUGGAAGUUUGUUGAAGGAUUGCUGAAGGAGUGCAGGAACAAGACUAAGCGUAUGCUGGUGGAGAAAAUGGGUCGGGAGGCUGUGGAGUUAGGUCAUGGGGAGGUUAGCAUCACGGGGGUGGAGGAGAACACUCUGAUCGCGAGCCUCUGCGACCUGCUGGAGAGGAUCUGGAGCCACGGACUGCAGGUUAAACAGGGUAAAUCUGCUUUGUGGUCGCAUCUGCUGCAUUACCAGGACAGCAAAGAGAAGAAGAACGCCACUCCUGGCAGUUUGGGUCCUCCAGGCUUUAUACAUGACACUGAAAGAAGGAAAUCCGAUGGAGGUGGAUCAGCCAUGCCUCCAAUGAGAAUAUCCCUGAUCCAGGACAUGAGACAUAUUCAGAACAUCAGUGAGAUCAAAACCGAUGUGGGGAAGGCCAGAGCCUGGGUUCGUCUCUCGAUGGAGAAGAAACUGCUUUCCAGACACCUGAAGCAGCUGCUCUCUGAUCAAGAGCUUACAAAAAAGCUGUACAAGCGGUAUGCUUUCCUGCGCUGCGAUGAUGAAAAGGAGCAGUUCCUUUACCACCUCCUGUCCUUUAAUGCCGUGGAUUACUUCUGUUUCACCAACGUCUUUACAACCAUCAUGAUUCCUUAUCACGUGGUGGUUGUGCCGAGUAAGAAACUGAGCGGAUCCAUGUUCACGGCCAAUCCUUGGGUCUGUGUUUCCGGUGAGCUGGCAGAGACUGGAGUCCUGCAGGUUCCCAGAAACACUCUGGAGAUCACGUUUGAGUGUCAGAACCUGGGAAAACUCACCACAGUCCAGAUGGGUCACGACAACACGGGGAUCUACGCAAAGUGGCUCGUGGAGUGUGUUGUGGUCCGCAACGAGAUUACAGGACACACUUAUAAGUUUCCAUGUGGUCGGUGGCUGGGGAAAGGUGUGGAUGACGGCAGUCUGGAGAGAAUAUUAGUGGGAGAGCUGAUGACCCCCAGCACCGACGGAGAUGAACGGAUGUGUCGCACGCCACCAAUGCAGCAGUCGCCGGGAAUGAUGAGAAGAUUUACAAUUUCACCAAGCAGCAAACCAAAGUUAAACACUGGUCAGAUCCAGGAGGGAGUGGGAGAGGCCAUUAAUGGGAUUGUCAAGCACUUCCACAAGCCGGAAAAGGAGAGGGGGAGUCUGACCCUCCUGCUGUGUGGGGAGUACGGCCUUGUUUGGGCUCUGGAGCAAGUUUUCCUGCACGGUUUUAAGUCUCCCCGACUAUUUAAGAACGUCUUCAUCUGGGACUUCUUGGAAAAAGCUCAAGUCUACUUUGAAAGUGCGGAGCAGCGGGAGGUAGCACCAGACGAAAACUGGCAAACGAGAGUUCGGCACUUUUGCCGCUUCAUGCGCGCCAUUAACAACACUUCCAGAAACAUCGGCAAGGACGGGAAGUUCCAGAUGCUCGUCUGUCUGGGAGCAAGAGACCAUUUGCUACAUCACUGGAUUGCACUCCUGGCAGAUUGUCCCAUCACUGCUCAGAUGUAUGAAGACACUGCACUUCUAAAGGACCAUUCUCUUGUAAACUCUCUGAUCAGAGUGCUACAAACUCUGCAGGAGUUUAACAUCACCCUGGAGGCUUCUCUUGUCAAAGGCGUUGGCAUCUAAGCCAAACCACUUUCCACCAGUCGGAUCCGCACAGGAAGGCUGCUGGGGACCACAUUAAAGAACAACUGAACCUUUUAUACGCAGGAUCAGACUUGAACGAACCUUUUUGGCUUAUAUUAAAGCUACUGUCACAUUUGCCAUAUAUGAAGUGCAAUGAGCCUUUCAAGAUUUAUUUUUUAUCCUAAAUGAUGUUGCCAUUAGAUGUCGGAAAUAUGUUUUCUAUUAUGAACCAUGAUUUUCACAUUGAUGAUGACCUUGUGCUACAAUGUUUUACUGAAAGCUAAUAUUUUCUUUGUUAUCACGAACUGCUGGCAAUGGCUGUAUUUAAGGGAAAGCGAGGAUUAAAACUGUUAAUAUAUUUUCUGAUAAAAACAGUAUUAUUUUGUUAAUGCAGUCAGGUUGCUUGCUCUGUUGUAAACUCCAGUUACAAUGUCAUAACACGGAGCUUAAAGCAAAUGAUGUAGAAGUAUGCUUUAUAAGUAUGUGUAUGACAGGGAGGUUUGUAGAGGACGAUUUACCCACAUAGGAAAAAAAAAGUUGGUUCUGGGCUGUUCUGUGGCAAAAAAAUACAUGUAUGCAAAUUUCUUAGAUAGAGCGUCAUAGGUGGGCUUUUUUUGCAUGAUUGAAAAAGACUGAAAAAUCCAGUAGAGCACAUUAUAUGGAUCAAGCAUCAAGUCUUGUUUUCUGGACAAAGUUGCUUCAGGAUUUGCUUGACCGAGCUCUGCAAAGUGGAUCAUGACACCAUUCAUGUACAUGCCUCCAACCAGCCCUUCUGCCCCAUCAUCCUACCCAACCCCUUACACUACAUCUACCCUGUUCUUCUGACUAAACAUGAUGUGAUGAUCUGA
Messenger RNA from Oryzias melastigma (Indian medaka), 5000 nucleotides. It is a transcript of the gene dennd5a, whose product is annotated as DENN/MADD domain containing 5A. NCBI's taxonomy places the organism in Eukaryota, Metazoa, Chordata, Actinopteri, Beloniformes, Adrianichthyidae. Gene Ontology annotation, molecular function: guanyl-nucleotide exchange factor activity; small GTPase binding. Bases 169 to 4152 code for a protein of 1327 amino acids. The record is from RefSeq and is a predicted model, not a curated record. The transcript is spliced from 24 exons.